Molecule: messenger RNA, 1004 nt
Organism: Nicotiana attenuata
Lineage: Eukaryota; Viridiplantae; Streptophyta; Magnoliopsida; Solanales; Solanaceae
Product: bidirectional sugar transporter SWEET17-like
Exons: 6
Coding region: 121-879 (252 amino acids)
Biological process (GO): carbohydrate transport
Cellular component (GO): membrane
Molecular function (GO): sugar transmembrane transporter activity
Source: RefSeq, a predicted model, not a curated record
UGUCAUUUCAUAUUCCCAAGCUACUUAACUCUCGAUAAAGGCAGAAAGGUACUUUUAGCUACAAGUUUCUCUUUCUCUUCCCUUCAAGUCAUUCUUCUUCAUUCUCCUUCGGCUGUCAACAUGGAAAUCGUAGCGUUUGUCAUCGGAGUGAUAGGCAACAUCAUCUCAGUUCUCAUGUUUCUUUCACCAGUAGGGACAUUCAUUAGGAUAGUGAAGAAUAAAUCGACUGAGGAAUUUGAUAGCCUUCCAUACAUUUGUACACUGCUAAGUUCAUCGUUGUGGACUUACUAUGGAAUUAUAAAGCCAGGGAGUUUUCUUGUAUCCACUACUAAUGGUUUUGGAGUCGCCGUUGAGAUUAUAUACCUGUCCUUGUUCCUUCUCUUUGCUCCUCCAAACAUGAGAUUAAAGACUGCGGUACUAGUUGUGGUUUUAAAUGUAGGGUUUUCAGCGACAGCUAUUCUGUUGGCACAAUUUGGAUCUCAUGGGGAGAUGAGAAUUGAUGUUAUUGGUUUCUUGUGCUCAGCUCUAAACAUUGUCAUGUAUAGUUCCCCUCUUAGCGUGGUGAAAACAGUGGUGACAACAAAGAGCGUUGAGUACAUGCCAUUCCUUCUUUCACUUUUCUUUUUCUUAAAUGGUGGAGUUUGGACUUUGUACGCUUUGCUUGUACGAGACUGGUUUCUUGGAGUACCAAACGGGAUAGGAUGUCUGCUGGGAACGGCACAACUAGUGAUAUAUGCCAUUUACCGAAAGGGUAAAUCAGUGAAGCACAUAGCUGACUUGGAGGAAGGAGGGCAGAUAGAGCAUCUUCUUCCACCUUCUGCCACCACAAAUAUUAAUUACAAGUACAAUGGGUUCGUGCUUUCUGCCACUAUGUAUUGAAAGCACCAACUUUUACUGCUUCUCUAUGCAUGGAGUAUAUUCUACUUUAUCACUCUGUUUCACUUAAUUUAGUUCUUCAAUUUUCUUAUUCUCCAUAUUAAAUUUUAAGCUAGUUGCUGAUACUC